Messenger RNA from Seminavis robusta, 1761 nucleotides. NCBI's taxonomy places the organism in Eukaryota, Bacillariophyta, Bacillariophyceae, Naviculales, Naviculaceae. The record is from the annotation of a GenBank genome assembly.
CAAAUAAAUUUGAAUUUUCGACGUUGAUUUUUUGGUGGUGGAAGCGGAUCUUUGGCAAUUGAUACUCCACCCACUAAAAAUCUAACUAGCUGGUGCAACGUUGCCCUGUUCCGGUGCUCAUAAUUGUCCUGGACAUGUCUUGCUUGGGAACAACGAGCUCUGGCGGAAGAAGCAUCUGCUGGUACAAUCGAGAGUCUAGCUAGCACCGUUGCUGCUACUAGCUAGAUCCAGUUUGUUGCUCAGUCUCACAAUCAAAUUAGCUCUUACGCAUAUAUUAGUUGCCACUAGCUAUCUAGCUACCGGUAGCCAACUAACAAGAAGCUAUCUAGCUAUCUAGCUAACAAGCUGAAGCAGGAACUACAGUACAUCAGCAUGAAGGUGCCCAAGUUUCUCAAGCGCGGUGGUCGACGCAGUGCCGCUAGCAGCAAGCAAGCAGCUAGUUCUACUACCACGGGUACUGCUAGUAGCGAAAGCCCUGGUACAGAUGGAGCAAGUAACUUGAAUGACGAAGUCAAGCUGUUGGAUGAUGUUGAUGAUUACAAUCAGUUUUGCUUUGAUCACAUCUUGCUAGAUGUGGACACUACUCGUACAUGUACCGGUACAUGUAGUACUGAUGCUGCGUGUACUGAUAAAAAGGCAGAGUCAGGAAAUACUACUUGCAAGAGCAACAGAAGUUCCUCUUGUAGUACUCUUUCUACAGAGAUUGCAGAGGAGGAAGAUUUCAGUGAUCCAUGGAUGAGCCUUGACAAUGUGGAAGGACCUAUUGCUGGUAGUACAUGCAAGGAUAGUACUAGUAGCAAUGCUACACUCAAGCUAACCAACUAUGUGGACCAACCUUGGGAUUUGGAACUUUUGGAGUCUAAACUAUUGGAGUACCAAUGCCACUCCAUUCUGUUUGUGGAUGUCAUUCCUGCCAAAAACUUUCGAAGAUGGCAAUUUCAAAAGACCCGCCUGUGUCGGCAAUUAAUCCCUCUCAUGGAAAAACACAAGGAAAUGUGGAAAACGGUUCAGUUCCAAUCGACACUUAAAAUGGACCUAGACCUCCGCAAUGAAUCUCUCGAUCCUCGCACUCUCGCCUCCUGUGUGGAUACCACUGUCACCUUAUUGGGGCAAGUGCAGCAAGACGUGGACAUUGUCUCUUUGCAAUUCCACAUUCUUCAAAGCGACUUUGUUCCGGCAUCCGACAAGUCUGUUUCAUCUCAACUUUCAACUUCCAAAACUCCUCCUCAACAGCAGCAGCAGCUAGAGAACCUUCAGACCAUCGUGCUGGCUCUCAUUGGCUUGCUGUCCCUAAGAGAUCGGUCCUGGUAUAGCAUCUCCUUUUAUGGAAUUGACGCAUUGGAUCCAUCGAAAGACAACGAUGCCGAUUUCUUCUUCUUUGCCGAUUCCCCUUAUUAUCAGUGCCGGAGGAUACUGGACGAGGCAUCCAUCAAGUUUGGUGUCCCUAUCAAGGUGGAGCCCGCAUCAUACUAGUAAAUGGAACACAACACGCGUUGCUUCUUUUAAAACGGGACACCAAGGCAGCAUCAGACGGAUUGAUGCAUUGAUUUUGAUUGACACGGUUCUUUGGGUGUAUUCGUAGGACCGUGCGACACGACACCGGCCACAGCUAACCGGUUGGGCUUAUUGCACUUGUGUGCCAUUUAUUUAUUGUUACAUCUAGUUUGUCAAGGCUAACUGAACUUGACUGCAGAAAUUACGUAGUUCAUCAUACCAUGCGGUUUCAUAGAUAAGGUAUUGUAGAACAAAAUUAAACUUGAU